Molecule: messenger RNA, 4666 nt
Organism: Syzygium oleosum
Lineage: Eukaryota; Viridiplantae; Streptophyta; Magnoliopsida; Myrtales; Myrtaceae
Product: phospholipase A I
Exons: 18
Coding region: 291-4340 (1349 amino acids)
Biological process (GO): fatty acid metabolic process
Cellular component (GO): membrane
Molecular function (GO): glycerophospholipase activity; protein binding
Source: RefSeq, a predicted model, not a curated record
CUUUCCUGCUCAUUUUUUUGUCCGUACCGCUUCAGUUUCCCAUCAAGCCGACGCGUUUCUCUCCUCCCUUUCGCGCCAUUGCAUCUCCUCCGCAAUCGUCGUCGCCUUCCUCCUCUCUCCUCUUCGCCGGAACCCUAAUCCCCCCUCGCUCGCAUUUCGCUCCCGCCGUCUCCGAUCGGCCGCCCCGUCCCUGCCGGAACCCUCCGAUCCGGCGCCGCCAAUGCCGCUUCGAACGAGAGGUCGGUGAAGCGCCCGCCCGUCCGCCGGGGCAGGCGGAUCCGAUCCGGGGAAUGUCUUGGGUGGGAUGGAACCGGGCGUCGGAGAGCUUCCACCUCGCCCUCGCGUACGGCGCCGAGGAUCCGAGCCCCGCCGCCGAGGAUCCGACGCGGGCGUCGGUCUCGUCGGCGUCGUCGUCGGGAUCGGCGUCGGGGUCGGGGUCGGGGUCGGGGUCGGGGUCGUCGCUGAGCUCGAUGGGGCCGCGGGAUCAGGAGGCGGGGUCCGGGAGGAUCGAGCUCGACUGGACGGCGGGGGAUGACGAGGAUCAGGUGGCGCUGAGGUUGCAGUCGCAGCUGAUGGUCGCGAUGCCGGCGCCGCAGGAUACGGUGACCGUGGAAUUGAGAUGCCGAGGGGAGGAUGAGAAUGUGGGUGUCGACAUGAGGGUGGUUAAGAGGAGGGAGCCGCUGAAGGCCGUGAAGAUGAGUAAGACUAGUGGGUCUGGGCAGCAGAGCGAUGGGAUCGGAGUUUUGACUCGGCUGUUGCGGUGGAAUUUCGCGAAUUCGGUGGCUGCCGGCGUCGGCGAGGGUAGUCUGGUGUGCGGAGAGCAUUGGAGGACCGUGACCGUGAUCAGCCUCUUUGGUUGUGGUUUGUCGGCUUUGCCAGUGGAGAUAACUAGAUUGCCGCUUGUUGAGAAGCUAUACCUUGAUAACAACAAGCUAUCAGUUUUGCCACCUGAACUUGGUGAGCUGAAAAAUUUGAGAGUUCUUGGGGCUGACAACAAUAUACUGAUUUCUGUACCUGUUGAAUUGCGACAAUGCGUGGAACUCGUGGAGUUGUCGUUAGAGCACAACAAGCUUGUUCGGCCUCUUCUUGAUUUCAGGGCUAUGGCUGAACUACGAGUUCUUAGACUAUUUGGGAAUCCUCUUGAGUUCCUUCCUGAAAUUCUACCGCUAAACAAUCUUCGCCAUUUGUCUCUGGCAAAUAUUAGGAUCGUGGCAGAUGAAAACCUAAGAUCAGUGAAUGUGCAAAUAGAGAUGGAAAACAGUUCUUACUUCGGCGCAUCUAGGCACAAGUUAAGUGCAUUUUUCUCUCUUAUAUUCCGCUUUUCUUCAUGUCAUCAUCCUUUGCUAGCAUCUGCACUAGCAAAGAUAAUGCAAGACCAAGGGAAUCGGACCUUUGUUGGUAAAGAUGAGAAUGCAGUGAGGCAGCUAAUAAGUAUGAUAAGCAGUGACAACCGACAUGUGGUGGAGCAAGCAUGUUGUGCUCUUUCAUCUCUUGCUGGAGAUGUCUCUGUGGCCAUGAAGUUGAUGAAAUGUGAUAUUAUGCAGCAUAUUGAAACAGCAUUAAGAUUCAUCACGGAAGAGGAAGUGAUAUCUGUUUUGCAAGUGGUUGUCAGUUUGGCUUUUGCCUCUGAUGUUGUAGCUCAGAAGAUGUUGACCAAGGAUGUUCUGAAAUCGCUAAAAUCACUAUGUGCUCGUAGAAAUCCAGAGGUGCAAAGGCUAGCUCUGUUGGCAGUUGGAAAUUUGGGCUUCUGUUUGGAUAACCGCAAAAUUCUUGUUACUUCUGAAAGCUUGAGAGAGCUUCUCUUGCGGUUAACCGUUGCCCCUGAACCACGUGUGAAUAAAGCUGCUGCCCGGGCUUUGGCAAUUCUUGGGGAGAAUGAAAAUCUACGACGUGCAAUAAGAGGGAGACAAGUCCCAAAGCAAGGAUUGCGUAUACUUGCAAUGGAUGGUGGAGGAAUGAAAGGCCUUGCUACUGUUCAGAUGCUUAAAGAGAUUGAAAAGGGUACUGGAAAGAGGAUACAUGAGUUGUUUGAUCUUAUAUGUGGCACAUCAACUGGCGGCAUGCUAGCAAUUGCCCUGAGUAUCAAGCAAAUGACCCUGGAUGAGUGCGAAGAAAUAUACAAAAAUCUUGGAAAACUUGUAUUUGCUGAACCUGGGCCAAAGGACAAUGAAGCUGCAAGUUGGAGAGAAAAGUUGGAUCAGCUUUACAAAAGUUCCUCCCAGAGUUUUAGGGUGGUUGUGCAUGGAUCUAAACAUAGUGCAGAUCAGUUUGAGAGUUUGUUGAAAGAAAUGUGUGCUGAUGAAGAUGGAGACCUAUUAAUAGAGUCUGCAGUUAAGAACAUUCCCAAAGUCUUUGUCGUUUCAACUUUGGUUAGCAUGAUGCCAGCUCAGCCUUUCUUAUUCCGCAAUUAUCAGUACCCUGUCGGAACACCAGAAGUAUCUCUUGCAAUUUCCGAAAGUUCUGGCGUCGGUACAUUAGGAUCACCUACUACUGGGGCACAAGUUGGCUAUAAACGCAGUGCUUUUAUUGGAAGUUGUAAGCAUCGAGUCUGGCAAGCCAUAAGGGCCUCAUCGGCCGCUCCAUAUUAUCUUGAUGAUUACUCGGAUGAUGUGCAUCGUUGGCAAGAUGGCGCGAUAGUGGCUAACAAUCCUACAGUUUUUGCCAUAAGAGAAGCACAGCUUCUUUGGCCAGACACAAGAAUCGAUUGUUUAGUUUCCAUUGGAUGUGGCUCUGUUCCUGCAAAGGUGAGGAAGGGUGGUUGGCGUUAUCUUGAUACUGGACAAGUUUUAAUAGAGAGUGCAUGUUCAGUGGAUCGCGUGGAGGAAGCUCUGAGCACGUUGCUUCCCAUGCUCCCUGAGAUGCAGUAUUUCCGGUUCAAUCCAGUUGACGAGCGUUAUGGUAUGGAGCUGGAUGAAACUGACCCUGCUGUAUGGCUUAAGUUGGAGGCUGCAACCAACGAAUACAUCCAAAACAAUUCGCAAGCUUUCAAAAAUGCUUGUGAAAGAUUGAUCAUGCCUUUCCAACUCGAUGAGAAGUGGUCAGAUAAUUUAAAGCCUCAACAUAUCUCAAAAACAAAGGCAUCUGAUUCAGCAACAGAAGUGCAUGGCCCUUCUUUGGGUUGGAGACGCAAUGUCCUUCUCAUUGAAGCUUUGCAUAGCCCAGAUUCAGGAAGAACUGUUCAUCACGUGCAUGCGCUUGAGUCGUUUUGUGCCCGCAGCAGUAUAAGGUUAUCUUUUUUUGACAAUUUAUCGGGAAGUUCCAGGGCAGUACCUUCAACCGCAUUGCCCACCCCCUUUACAUCGCCUCUAUUCACUGGAAGCUUUCCCUCAAGCCCUCUACUUUAUAGUCCUGAUAUUGGUCAUCAGAGGAUUGGCAGAAUUGACUUAGUCCCUCCUUUAAGCCUGGAUGGAUCCCACUUAGGAAAGAUAACUGCCUCACCGCCGAAGUCUCCUUCAAGACCCAGAGAACUGUCUCUACUCGCUCGCUCAUUACAUGGGAAGUUGCAGAAUUCACCGCAAGUGGGAAUCGUACAUUUGGCUCUCCAAAGCGAUUCCAAUGGUUUAAUUUUAAGUUGGCAAAAUGAUGUCUUUGUGGUGGCUGAACCUGGGGAACUGGCGGAUAAGUUUCUACAGAGUGUCAAAAUGAGUUUGUUGUCGACAAUGCGGGGUCUUCACAGGAAAGGAAUAUCACUGCUUGCCAACAUUUCGACAGUGGCUGACUUGGUUGCCUGUAGACGGCACUUCCAAAUUGGAUGUGUUGUCCACCAUUACAUCGGAUGUCAAAAACAAGUAAUGGAAGAUGAUCAAGAAAUCGGCGCAUACAUGUUUCGUAGAACAGUCCCUUGUACGCAUUUGACACCUGAUGAUGUCCGUUGGAUGGUUGGAGCUUGGAGGGACAGAAUCAUAAUUUGUACUGGCACAUAUGGGCCUAGUCCAACUCUUAUUAAGGCCUUUCUAGAUUCUGGUGCAAAAGCCGUUAUCUGCUCGUCAGCCAAACCUUCAGAAGCACAGGUGACAGCAUUCAAUGGACAAGGUGUGUUUGGCAACUUGGAAAAUGGGCGAUUCGAGAUUGGAGAAGAAGAAAUGGAAGAAGAAGAAGAGGAAGAGGAAGCGGAAGCAGAACCAGCCAGCCCAGUGAGUGAUUGGGAGGACAGCGACCCUGAGAAAAGCGCGGAUCUCAAGGGAUUCUGGGAUGAUGAUGAAACAGACUUGUCUCAGUUUGUUUGCCAAUUGUACGACUCCUUGUUCCGGGAAGGCACGAGUGUAGAUGGUGCUUUGCAAAAUGCUCUUGCCUCACAUAGAAAGUUGAGGUACUCCUGCCAUCUACCCAGCACAAAGUAGUCUAAAUGUUAAAAUUGUUGUAUCAUUCAGCCCAUGCUCAGCUGUUAGCCAUGUGUGAUUGAGACAUGAGGUUUACUGGAAAAAAAAAAGAAAAAGAAAAAAAAUAAGUGAGGGUAUAAAAAUAGCUGAAACGGCACAAAGAAAAAAGUAAAAUAAGUAUACUCAUGAUGACAGAGAAACUGAGGAAAAAAUUCAAAAUUUUGAGGCCUGUAGGAGAUUUCAUGCCUACUAGAUAGAUACCAGAGCAUUGGUGGAUGUGGAAUGUCGUAAAUUAUGUAACUUCUCGAGUAAACAUAUAUGCAAGUGCAGUUCAUCUUGUCUGUUCA